GAGAUGACUUCCUCCACCCUCGGUCAGUCGGCUCCUCAUCUCCCAAACUUGGAAUCCGGGAUGGGGAAGUCUGCAGCCAUGCUGGGGUUGUCCACUGGAUUGGGGGGAGCAGAGAUGGAGCUGCAGAAGAUGCUUAUCGAUGAGAGGAUGAAGUGUGAAAACCACAGGAAAAAUUACCAGACACUAAAGGCUGAACAUACCAGUCUGCAGGAUGAGUACACACGGGCACAGGCUGAGCUGAAGCGCCUGCUGAGUGACAAACAGUCUGAGCAGGAGAAACUGCAGCUGCUGCUGGCUGAGCUGAGAGGAGAGCUGCUGGACAAAACCAGGGAGCUGGAAGAGCUUCGGCUGCAGGUGAUGACCCCUCAGCGGUUGGAGUUACUGAGAGCUCAGGUGCAGCAGGAGAUGGAGGCUCCAGUCAGAGAGAGGUUCAACAAGCUGGAGGAGGAGACAGAGAAGUACAGGUCUGAGUACAACAAGCUGCGGUAUGAGUACACCUUUCUGAAGUCCCAGUUUGACCAUCAGAGAGAGGAACAUGUUCGUGUGCUGGAGGAGCAGAAGAUCCGCUACGAGGCAGAGAUCUCUCAUCUGGAGAAGGACCGGGAGGAGCUGGUGACUCAGUAUCAGGGUUCAGACGCUGUGCGUGACGGCAAACGAGUAGAGGCUCUGCUGAGGGAGAAAGCUCAGCUCCACCUGCGGCUGAAGGGGUUGGAGGCAGAAGUGGCCGAGCUUAGAGCCCAGAAGGAAAAUUCCGGUCAGCAAGCUGAGAAUGUCCAACGCAUCCAGAUCAGACAGCUGACAGAGUCUCAGGCUGCACUGAAGUCGCUGGAGGCGGAGCGCCAGUCGUUGCGUCUGCAGCUGGAGCGCAUGGAGAACGAGCUUCACCUGAGCCACGAGCAGAACAGCCAGCUCACCGGGAGACUGCACAAAGCUGAGAGAGAGGUCAGCUCUCUGACGUGUCAGAUUGAAAGCCUGAAGCAUUCACAUAAGCUGGAAAUAGCCAGCACCAAACUGGAGUGUUCACGCUCUAAAGGGGAGGUAGAGAGAGAGAGAGACAGCCUGCAGGGGCAGAUUGAUGGUCUGCAGGCAGAUGUGGAGGUGCUAAACGCAGCAGUGGAACGACAUAAGGAAGUUCUGGUGGAAAAGGAGAGGGAGAUGGUCAGAAAGGUGCAGUCUGCUCGAGAGGAAGAGUUCCGUAAAACUGCAGCCCUGCAUGAGGAAAAGUUGGAGUUGGAGAACCGUCUCGCAGCACUGGAGCAGCAGAGGGCGCUGCAGGAUGCUUCAGAUCAGACCCAGAAGGAGGAGUGGGAAGAGCGCCUGCGCAGCACCCAGCAGGGUGAGGAGUCUGCCCGCAGAGAGCUGCAAAACCUGAGGACUAAAUUACAGCAGCAGAGCGCACAGCUUGAGGAGCUGGAGAGACAGAAAGCAGAGAUUGCUGAUCUCCAGCAACAGAAUCAGGAGCUUGGUGUGCAGAUGGAGGCACUGUCUCACUCUGAAAGUGACCUGAUGGAGACGAUCCGGCGAUUGAGGGAAUCACUGGACAGAUUGAGGGAGGAGCUGAGGACAGCCCGGGCACAGGCAGAGAAGAGCCAACACGAGGCAGAGAGGCUGGUGGAGGAGCGUCGCAUUGAGUGGUUGGAGGAGAAGCAUAAGCUGCAAGAGCAAGAGGCUGAGCUGCAGCAGAAAUACUCUCAGGUCAAAGAGAAGCUGCAGAGGGCAGCAGCGGCCCAGAAGAAGAGAAAAACGCUGACUGAGAACAAAGAGAAGAAACUUCAGGAUAAAAUCCAGUUGCUGGAGGCCAAGAUUGAGGAGCUGGAACUGGAAGCUUCUGCUGCCAGAAAACGUUCAUCGUUCUCAGAGGAGCAAGCUCAACUCAACAGGCGGCUGAAGGAGCUGCAGAGACGCCACAACGAGUUCCGACGUCUCCUGCUCGGUGGUCAGGGGCCCUUCACUGCAGGCCCCACGUUUCUGACCUCUUCACCCGCCCCCUUCCUCCUCCUUGGGUCUGAGGGGCCCUUUUCUAACAACCCAGACACUCAGGGUUCAGAGUUCUCGCUGCUGCGUCAGAGGCUGGAGAAUCUGGAAAGUGCCCAGCAGCAGCAGCUGGAGGAACUGGGAUCUUUGGUGCAAAGAGAUCGGGCCACAACACCCCAACCUGACCUUUGA
Molecule: messenger RNA, 2166 nt
Organism: Archocentrus centrarchus (flier cichlid)
Lineage: Eukaryota; Metazoa; Chordata; Actinopteri; Cichliformes; Cichlidae
Gene: cep83
Product: centrosomal protein 83
Exons: 15
Coding region: 4-2166 (720 amino acids)
Biological process (GO): cilium assembly; establishment of centrosome localization
Cellular component (GO): Golgi apparatus; centriole; ciliary transition fiber
Source: RefSeq, a predicted model, not a curated record